This is a messenger RNA of Cornus florida, 3988 nucleotides long. Its product is annotated as calmodulin-binding transcription activator 3-like. Bases 397 to 3735 code for a protein of 1112 amino acids. Gene Ontology annotation, biological process: regulation of transcription by RNA polymerase II. Gene Ontology annotation, molecular function: transcription coregulator activity; protein binding; double-stranded DNA binding. The record is from RefSeq and is a predicted model, not a curated record. Gene Ontology annotation, cellular component: nucleus. The transcript is spliced from 13 exons. Lineage: Eukaryota; Viridiplantae; Streptophyta; Magnoliopsida; Cornales; Cornaceae.
UAAGAGAACCCGAUAUUCACGUUAAAACAAAGUCGCGCUCGCUCACUCAGAAAGCCUCGUUCUGAAUAAACCGUGUUUCCAUUUCGGCGGCCUUGUCAGCUCUACCUUCUUCGUAACUUCGUCGCCCAACUGUAAAACUCUAAUUUUCUCUUUAAAUUUUCCUUACCUCUUUUAUCCCCUUCCUUUUUCUUGAAAAAUUUCGGUGUUCACGAUCUUGAUCGUAUACGACGAUUGCUGAACUUCGAUUCAGUUUCAUUUGCUCAAUUGGUAAUCCAUAAUUUUCGUUCUAACAGUUCAAGGUCUAAAGGAUAGUUCUGAAUCGUAUGCUACUGUUGGGUGAAAGAGUUCGAGUUUCGAGAUCGGAGUAAAUUGAUUGCGAACACAGUGAGUCAAUUCAUGGCCGAGACUCGGCGAUAUGGCCUUGCUGGUCAAUUUGAUAUUGAGCAAAUACUCAUAGAAGCACAGCAUCGAUGGCUACGUCCUGCCGAAAUUUGUGAAAUACUUCGAAAUUACAAGAAAUUUCGUAUUGCUCCGGAGCCCGCAAAUAAGCCUCCAAAUGGUUCACUUUUUCUUUUUGAUCGGAAGGUUUUGAGAUACUUUAGAAAAGAUGGACAUAACUGGAGGAAAAAAAAAGAUGGAAAGACAGUGAAGGAAGCUCAUGAGAGGCUUAAGGCUGGGAGUAUUGAUGUGUUGCAUUGCUACUAUGCCCAUGGAGAAGAGAAUGAAAAUUUUCAAAGGCGCAGUUAUUGGAUGCUUGAAGAGGAACUUUCACACAUAGUUCUUGUCCACUACCGGGAAGUCAAGGGCAAUAAGACAAACUUCAACCGCAUUAGGGAAGCUGAAGAAGGUAUUCCCUAUUCCCAAGAAACUGAAGAAAAUGCAUUCAAUUCCGAGGCGGACAGUUCAGCGUCUUCCAAAUUUCACCCAUAUAGCUACCAAAUAACUUCACAAACUACAGAUACAACAAGCCUGACCAGCGCUCAGGCCUCAGAAUUUGAAGAUGCCGAGUCAGCAUAUAAUCACCAAGCAAGUUCCACAUUCCAUUCCUUUCUGGAGUUACAGCAGCCUGCUAUGAAGAAAAUAGAUGAUGGACUUUCUGUCCCUUAUUAUCCAAUGCCGCCUUCAAAUGAUGAUUAUCAAAGGAAGUUGCCACCUGGGAUGGAUUUUUCCUCAGUCACUCAAGGAGAUAAAGAUAAAAACAGUAUCCCUGCUGGUUCAGCAUAUGAUCCCCGGAAACAUCUUGACUACUCGUUGUGGGAUGAUGAGUUGGAGAACUAUACUGCUGAAGUUCAAUCUGUUUCUUUCCAGCCUUCACUUUCCUCUGCUCAAUCUGAUUCCAUGAGUGUUACUCCCGGACAAGGAAAUGAGAUAAUGGGGCAAGUUUUUGCAGACGGCUUUGCCAGAAAGCAGGACUUUGGAAGUCAUCCAUGUGGCCAGGAAGAGGGGCAGACUUCUGAACGGGAUUCUUCGCGCAUGUCCAAGUGGCCCAUGGAUAGAAAGUUGCAUCCAGACUUGGCAUAUAAUCUUACUGCUAGGUUUCCAGAAGAAGUUAACCAUGCGGGUCUACUCAAUUCUCUAGAGCCUUACCAUCCAUAUCCCGCUGAUCAAAAUAAGCAUCCCAUGCAAAAUGACCUUAAAAUUCAGCCAACAAACGUGGUAGGUGGAAGUUCUCUGAAAGCAGAACUAGGUAACAAUCUGCCUGUGGAGGGAAAAGCUGAUUAUUCUGUUUUGAGACCACCAUUAUUGGAUGGCUUUCUAAAAGAAGGUCUGAAGAAGCUCGACAGCUUUGACCGAUGGAUGAGUAAAGAGCUUGAAGAUGUAAAUGACUCACAUAUGCAGUCCAGUUCUGGGACCUACUGGGAGACUGUUGGAAGUGAGGAUGGAGUUGAUGUUUCCAAUAUUUCUUCCCAGGCGCACUUGGAUCCCUAUAUGCUGGCUCCCUCUCUCUCCCAGGACCAACUCUAUAGCAUUAUUGAUUUUUCACCAAACUGGGCAUAUGCAGGAUCAGAAAUCAAGGUCCUGAUUACGGGAAGAUUCUUGAAGAGUCAACGUGAUGUAGAGAAGUGUAAGUGGUCAUGCAUGUUUGGGGAGCUGGAAGUUCCAGCGGAGGUUAUAGCAGAUGGUGUUCUUCGUUGCCAUACUCCCCUGCACCAGGCUGGGAGGAUUCCUUUUUAUGUAACAUGUUCCAAUAGGUUAGCAUGCAGUGAAGUGCGAGAAUUUGAAUAUCGAGAAAAUAAUAUUCUAGAUGUGGAUGUCGCCGAUACAGAUAGUUGCAGCACAACCGAAAUUCUUCUUCGUAUGCGAUUUGGAAAAUUAUUGUCUGUGGGAUCUCUCAGUGCCCCAACUUCUGGCUCCAGUAAUGUAGAUGAGAAUUCCUAUUUGUGCAGUAAAAUCAGUUCAUCAAUGGAAAAUGACGAUUUUGAGUGGGACCAAAUGUUGAAGCUUACUGCAGAGGAUGAGUGGUCCCCAGUAAAAAUAAAGGAGCAGCUGCUUCAAAAGUUACUGAAGGAGAAGUUGCAUGUAUGGCUUCUUCAGAAGAGUGCUGAAGGUGGAAAAGGCCCAUGCAUAUUAGAUGAGAAAGGUCAAGGUGUGCUACAUUAUGCAGCUGCCCUUGGUUAUGAUUGGGCUAUACAGCCUACAAUAGCUGCUGGUGUGAGUAUCAAUUUCCGGGAUGUUAAUGGAUGGACUGCACUCCAUUGGGCAGCAUCUUGGGGCAGAGAGCGCACAGUUGUUCUCCUCAUCUCUUCAGGUGCAGCUCCUGGAUUAGUAACGGAUCCUACUCCAGAAUAUCCUUCUGGCAGAACACCUGCUGACCUAGCUUCCAGCAAAGGACACAAGGGAAUCGCUGGUUUUCUUGCGGAAUCUGCCUUAAGCUUCCAGCUUUCAUCACUUGAGUUGAAGGACACAGAGGAGCGUGAUGCUGGAGAUAUUUUGGGGACAAAAGUGGUACGAACUGUGUCAGAACGGACUGCAACUCCAAUUAGUGACGGGGACUUACCUUAUGGACUCUCCCUGAAGGAUUCGUUAGCUGCUGUCUGUAAUGCUACUCAAGCUGCUGCUCGCAUCCAUCAAGUCUUCAGGGUGCAGUCAUUCCAAAAAAAACAGCUGAAAGAGUACGGAGACAAAAAAUUUGGAAUGUCAGAUGAGCGUGCUCUUUCUUUUGUGGCUGUCAAGACAAGUAGGCUGGGACAACAUGACGGGCCAGUGCAAGCUGCCGCAAUUCGAAUACAGAACAAAUUCCGUAGUUGGAAAGGCAGGAAAGAAUUUUUGACAAUCCGGCAGCAAAUUGUUAAAAUACAGGCCCAUGUAAGAGGGUUUCAGGUAAGGAAGAACUAUAAAAAGAUAAUCUGGUCAGUAGGAAUUGUGGAGAAGGUAAUUUUGCGCUGGAGACGCAAGGGAAGUGGGUUGCGUGGAUUCAAAUCCGAAGCACUUCCUGGUGGUGGCAUGCAACACACAUCCUCAAAGGAGGAUGAUUAUGACUUCCUGAAAGAGGGAAGAAAGCAAACAGAAGAAAGGUUGCAAAAGGCCCUAGCUAGGGUGAAGUCUAUGGUUCAGUAUCCAGAGGCUAGAGAUCAGUACCGUAGGCUGCUGACUGUUGUCACAGAGAUGCAGGAAACCAAGAACGUAUACAAUGGGGCUUUAACCAGUUCAGAAGAUACAGGUGACUUCGAAGAAGAUCUGAUUGAUAUUGAAGCAUUGUUGGAAGAUGAUUUCAUGUCCUCAGCGCUUGACUGAACCUUCUCUCAUUGUAUCCUCUUGCGAAAUCUGGUUUUCCUCCUGUCUAUGUUGACUGAUAGAGCUGUGUCAAUAGGUUGUACUGAUAUUUAUUUGUAAAUGUAACUUGCAUUUAACCAUCCUAUAUCUCCCGAGCGGUUAGGAGUUUUAGCAGACUGGAGAUUACUGUAACCAACUGAAACCUUUGAAUUGUGUGAAACCUGUAGUUCGGUCGCUGCAAUAUAUUAUUAUUUGUGUACAAAUUUGCUACUUC